Messenger RNA from Arvicanthis niloticus (Nile rat), 5212 nucleotides. It is a transcript of the gene Kit, whose product is annotated as KIT proto-oncogene, receptor tyrosine kinase. The record is from RefSeq and is a predicted model, not a curated record. Gene Ontology annotation, cellular component: signaling receptor complex; plasma membrane. Gene Ontology annotation, molecular function: ATP binding; growth factor binding; cytokine binding. NCBI's taxonomy places the organism in Eukaryota, Metazoa, Chordata, Mammalia, Rodentia, Muridae. Gene Ontology annotation, biological process: multicellular organism development; Kit signaling pathway; positive regulation of MAP kinase activity.
GUGCACUUGGGCGAGAGCUGUAGCAGAGAGAGGAGCUGAGAGUCUAGCGCAGCCACCGCGAUGAGAGGCGCUCGCGGCGCCUGGGAUCUUCUCUGCGUCCUGGUGGUCCUGCUCCGUGGCCAGACAGGAACUUCUCAGCCAUCUGCGAGUCCAGGGGAGCCAUCUCCACCAUCCAUCCAGCCAGCGCAAUCAGAGUUAAUAGUUGAGGCUGGCGACACCCUCAGGCUGACAUGCGUUGAUCCCGCCUUUGUCAAAUGGACUUUCGAGAUCUUCGAUGAAGUGAUUGAGAGUAAACACAAUGAAUGGGUUCAGGAAAAAGCCGAGGCCACUCAAACAGGCAAAUACACAUGCAUCAACAGCAGUGGCCUCAGGAGAUCCAUUUACGUGUUUGUUAGAGAUCCUGCUGUACUUUUCCUGGUUGGCCUUCCCUUGUUUGGCAAAGAAGACAGCGACGCGCUGGUCCGCUGCCCUCUGACAGACCCACAGGUGUCCAGUUAUUCCCUCAUUGAGUGUGAUGGGAAAUCUCUCCCUACGGACCUGACAUUUGUCCCAAACCCCAAGGCUGGCAUCACCAUCAAAAACGUGAAGCGAGCCUACCAUAAGCUGUGUGUCCGGUGUGUUGCCCAGCGUGAGGGUGUAUGGAUUCGGUCUGAGAAGUUCACCCUCAAAGUGAGGGCAGCCAUCAAGGCUAUCCCAGUUGUGUCUGUGCCCCAAAGAAGCCAUCUCCUUAAAGAAGGGGACACAUUUACGGUGAUAUGCACCAUAAAAGAUGUGUCUACUUCUGUGAGCUCCAUGUGGAUAAAGAUGACCCCUCAGCCUCAGAUCCAAGCCCAGGUAAAGCACAAUAGCUGGCAUGUGGGUGACUUCAAUUACGAACGCCAAGAGACUCUGACUAUCAGCUCGGCAAGGGUUAACGAUUCUGGAGUGUUCAUGUGUUAUGCCAAUAAUACUUUUGGAUCAGCAAAUGUCACAACAACCUUGAAAGUAGUAGAAAAAGGAUUCAUCAACAUCCUCCCUGUGAAGAACACUACGGUAUUCGUAACCGAAGGAGAGAAUGUAGAUCUGGUUGUUGAAUACGAGGCCUACCCCAAACCCAAGCACCAGCAGUGGAGAUAUAUGAACAGGACCUCCACCAACAAAGGGGAGGAUUUCGUCAAACCCGAUAACAAAAGUAACAUCAGAUAUGUGAACAAGCUUCACCUGACCAGACUGAAAGGCACAGAAGGAGGCACUUACACCUUUCUGGUGUCCAACUCUGAUGCCAGUGCUUCCGUGACAUUUAAUGUUUAUGUGAACACAAAACCAGUAAUCCUGACAUAUGACAGGCUCAUGAAUGGCAUGCUCCAGUGUGUGGCAGAGGGAUUCCCGGAGCCCACGAUAGAUUGGUAUUUUUGUACAGGGGCAGAGCAAAGGUGUACCGUUCCUGUCCCACCAGUGGAUGUACAGAUCCAGAAUGUAUCUGUGUUGCCAUUUGGAAAGCUGGCGGUCCAGAGUUCCAUAGACUCCAGUGUCUUCCGGCACAAUGGCACAGUGGAGUGUAAGGCCUCCAAUGGUGUGGGCAAGAGUUCCGCCUUCUUUAACUUUGCAUUUAAAGAGCAAAUCCAGGCCCACACCCUGUUCACACCGCUGCUCAUUGGCUUUGUGGUCGCAGCUGGCGUAAUGGGGGUCAUUGUGAUGGUUCUCGCCUACAAAUAUUUGCAGAAACCCAUGUAUGAAGUACAAUGGAAGGUUGUCGAGGAGAUAAAUGGAAACAAUUAUGUUUACAUAGACCCGACACAACUUCCUUAUGAUCACAAAUGGGAGUUUCCCAGAAACAGGCUGAGUUUUGGAAAGACGUUGGGCGCUGGUGCCUUCGGGAAGGUCGUUGAGGCCACUGCAUAUGGCUUGAUUAAGUCGGAUGCUGCCAUGACGGUUGCCGUGAAGAUGCUCAAACCAAGCGCCCAUCUCACGGAAAGGGAGGCCCUGAUGUCAGAACUGAAGGUCCUGAGCUACCUGGGCAAUCACAUGAAUAUUGUGAACCUCCUCGGAGCAUGCACCGUGGGCGGGCCCACCCUGGUCAUUACAGAAUAUUGUUGCUAUGGUGAUCUUUUGAAUUUUUUGAGAAGAAAACGCGAUUCUUUUAUUUUCUCAAAGCAAGAAGAGCAGGCAGAAACGGCACUUUAUAAGAACCUUCUACAUGCAAAGGAGUCUUCCUGUGACAGUUCAAAUGAGUAUAUGGACAUGAAACCUGGUGUUUCCUAUGUCGUGCCAACCAAGACAGACAAAAGGAGAUCCACAAGAGUAGACUCGUAUAUAGAGAGAGACGUGACUCCUGCCAUCAUGGAAGAUGACGAGCUGGCUUUGGACCUGGAAGAUUUGCUGAGCUUCUCCUACCAGGUGGCCAAGGGCAUGGCGUUCCUCGCCUCCAAGAACUGUAUUCACAGAGAUUUGGCAGCCAGGAAUAUCCUCCUCACUCACGGGCGGAUCACCAAGAUUUGUGAUUUUGGUCUAGCCAGGGACAUCAGGAAUGAUUCGAAUUACGUGGUGAAAGGGAAUGCACGACUGCCCGUGAAGUGGAUGGCACCGGAAAGCAUUUUCAACUGCGUGUACACAUUUGAAAGUGAUGUCUGGUCCUAUGGGAUUUUCCUCUGGGAACUAUUCUCUUUAGGAAGCAGCCCCUACCCAGGGAUGCCGGUCGAUUCCAAGUUUUACAAGAUGAUCAAGGAAGGCUUCCGGAUGCUCAGUCCAGAGCACGCACCUGCCGAAAUGUAUGAUGUCAUGAAGACUUGCUGGGAUGCUGAUCCCCUGAAAAGGCCGACAUUCAAGCAGGUUGUUCAGCUCAUUGAGAAGCAGAUCUCAGACAGCACGAAGCAUAUUUACUCCAACUUAGCAAACUGCAACCUCAACCCAGAGAACCCUGUGGUGGUGGACCACUCUGUGAGGGUCAACUCCGUCGGCAGCAGCGCCUCUUCCACGCAGCCUCUGCUCGUGCACGAAGAUGCCUGAGCAGAGACCAAGUCCAACAGGCUUUGCUGCUGUCUCCAACCCUAUUCUUCUGGUUUCUAUGAUGGUUAUUUGGUUUUCAUUUGACUUGCAUCCUACUCCAGGGUAGUGGGUCCCCCACCCCCACCCCCACCCCCACUGUGAUUCUGCCUUUAUGAGCACACUUUAGUGGCCGAUGACAUUUGCUUCUUGCCAUCAGCCACCGUCCCACUUCCAAGGUCCGAACUGUAUGUAUAUAUUUUCCCAAUAGCAAAGUAGCUCUUACUGUAAACAGGAGGACUCCUGCUUUAGAGGAGGAAGGGUGGGGUGAAAUGGGAUGCCCAGAGUUCUUCACGGUGCUCCUCUUGAGUGUGUUUGAAAAGUAUGGCCAGUAGUUAAUUUUGGAGAAUAGAAGUAGUCCCAUUUGGCCCAGGGAGCCUUUCCAUAAUGAUGGGGAGAUGUAUGUAGCAAGACUAGAAAGGGAAACCCAAGCCCUUUGUGCGGAAAGUAGACCAUUAUUAGAACAGAGGACACGUGAGAACAUCUGGGCUUAAGAAGUCUGAUCACGCUGAGAAGACCUAGGCUGUGAAGGAACGAGCCCUGGAAGUGUGAACAAAGAUGCUCUACUCUGGGCUGCUGCACGGGCUUUUGUACAACUGACCUGGUUUUUAAAUAGUUUGCUGUCAGGGAGUAGAAUUGGAGACAAGGCUUCCUCCCUAGCCAGCAUUUGUAUAUACUCACCUAUACGUUGUAUGCAUUCAUACUUCAGAGCGGGAGGAUUCCCCACACGCUUCAGUUUCUGUGUACAACCUUGCCAUUAGGUCUGCUGUGUGUAAGAAUAGAUUAAGAGCCAUACAAAUUUGAAGUUAACAGUUAAUGGGUUUUUUUUUUAGUUGUCUUUUUUUUUUUUUUUUUUUUUUUUUUUAAAUAAAAGUAUAAAUGCUAAGCACAAUCUUUGGGAGACCUCUUAGCCGACAUACUUGCUCUGUAGAUACUCCAGGCAGAACGAGCCUUCCAUGUCAGAGUGGCUCUGCAGGCAGGAGAACUGAGGCUGUUUGAAAAGGUCACCAUCUUACCCAGGAUUCCCACAGGAUCGAGAAAACAGUACGGUCCUGGUUUGGAUCCUCACAUAGCAGGAAGUGAAAGACAGACUCAGCCUUUUAUAGGCACGUCCCGGGCAUCGGGCCAGUCAGUAUCUAUAUAAUCGUGUAUGUGUGUACAUGCGUGUGUGCAUGCGUGUGGAUGAGUUAUGUCGGGGAACUUCUUGCCCUGAAUCUCUGAGGGUCCUUCUCCAGGACCCAAGAUGUUAAACAGCUUCCAUCACAGCUCCUGUCUCUCUCCGUUUUCCUGCAUGUCACUCGAUGUCUAGAAGAGUUUACCCAAAGCCACCACAGAGGCUUGGCGGAGUGGAGUGCCGAAGGAUCUAUUUAUUUGAACCCUCCUGCACUUAACCACACUCUUAUCUAUACUCAACAUACUGUACCCAUUCCUUAGACCUUAUGUAAUGCUGCCAUUCCAGGAAAGCAUUUAAUGUGUACCCUGUAGACUGUGCCCCGGAGGUUACCUUGAGGUUGCCCUCCCCCGCAUUGCCCGUGAUCACUGUGUGUACAUGGUCAUGUGUUGUCCUACAGGAUUCAGGUAUGUUGCCUUCACGGUUUUCCCCACCCCCUCCUGCCCUUUAUCCUUUAGGCCACACUUAGAGAUGUGUGGCCAUUAACCUGGAAGUGAUUGUUUGCACUGGAGUGCUACACUCCUGCACCUUUCCAAAGUUAGCUGGUUUGGAGGUCGUGUCGUCACGUACGAGACUGUCACCGUUUACCGUGCUCUGUCUGAAACAUUUCUUUGUAUUCCUAUUGGCUUCAAUUAGAGUAAGGCGAGUAGCUGUUAGUUACGGAUGUCAGGUACUUCAGGGGCACGCCAUUGAGAAUUUUGUCUUGGAUAUUCUUGAAAGUUUAUAUUUUUAUAAUUUUUUUUUACAUCAGAUGUCAGAUGUUUCUUUCAGUUGCUUGAUGUUUGGAAUUAUUAUGUGGCUUUUUUUGUAAAUAUUGAAAUGUAGCAAUAAUGUCUUUUGAAUAUUCCUGAGCCCCGUGAGUCCCUGAAAAUAUUUUUUAUAUAUACAGUAACUUUAUGUGUAAAUAAUAAGCUGUGCAGGUUUAAACACGUCAUGUUCCAUGUGGGUUUUUUCUGAUAUGUUGUCCAACUGUUGACAGUUCUGAAGAAUUCUAAUAAAAAUGUAAAUAUAUAAAUCAAA